Misgurnus anguillicaudatus (oriental weatherfish) is the source of this 3118-nucleotide messenger RNA. NCBI's taxonomy places the organism in Eukaryota, Metazoa, Chordata, Actinopteri, Cypriniformes, Cobitidae. The record is from RefSeq and is a predicted model, not a curated record.
AGACCCCAUCAUCAUUGCUGUAGCCGUUGGUUUUGUAGUAUCCUAAUUGGCGUUAUGGAGAAGAAAGAGAACCAAGGGUUCACGGUUUAGUCACUACAAACGUCUUCGUUCGGCAGCUUAGUCAGACCAAAAGCCUGGUCUUCUCGAUUGACUUAUAGAUUUUUUACAUUGUCUCGUGGGGGAAAAGCAACGGGCGAAACUUAAGAUGAACAGAAUAACAGGAAAGACGAAAGAAGCCACUCUAAUAGAAAUGUCUAACACGUUGGAUUCCCAAACUGAAGAUGGCUGUGCCGUUCUGACGGGCUACCGGAGGAUCUUUCAGGCAGAUAAUGGAAACCUUUCUGCACGAGGAACACAGCUGCCUGGUCACAGAGAGAUUGACAAGUUUGAGCAGAACCGGGACUCUGUGUACUUUAGGGAUGGUGUACGUCGCAUUGAUUUUGUCCUGUCUUACGUUGAUGACAAGGAUGGAGACAAGAAAGCGGAGAGAAGAAGAGAAUUUGAAGCCAACCUGGAGAAAACUGGACUGGAGCUGGAGACCGAAGAUAAAUUGGAAUCUGAUGACCAUAAGACGUAUUACCUGAAGAUUCAUGCUCCUUGGGAGGUUUUGGCCACUUAUGCUGACGUACUAAAGGUCAAAGUGCCCUUUAAAUUAAGCGACAUUCCCCAACCGCGAGAAGUUCCAUUGGAAUGGUUGACGCGUCCUUUCCGGGUACCGGAGAACAUCAUGAGACCCGAACCGGACUAUUUCACUGCCCCUUUUGACAAGAGCAAAAUCGACUUCUUCCUUAUUAACGAUAAGGAGACUUUGUUUCCUCCUUCCACCCGCAACAGAAUAGUGUACUACAUCCUCACCCGCUGCCCUUACUACAAGGAAAACCGUAUAGAGAGGGAUAAGACAGGAAUCAAACGACUGCUGAACAAUGGCACCUACACCUCAGCCUACCCCCUUCAUGAUUGUCGGUAUUGGAAGAAAUCGCAAGACAUGCAGUGUGAGAGCGAGCGAUAUCACCUGUAUAAGAACUGGGCUCGAUUCCUCUGCUUUUACAAGGAGCAACCGCUCAACCUGAUCAAGAAAUACUAUGGUGAGAAAAUUGGUAUCUACUUCGCCUGGCUGGGCUUUUACACAGAAAUGCUGUUUUUUGCUGCAGUCAUGGGGUUGAUCUGCUUCGUUUAUGGUGUGCUGAGUUACGAUGACAAUAUCACAAGUAAGGAGAUCUGUGACCCAAACAUUGGUGGGGAGAUUGUCAUGUGUCCACUCUGUGAUAAAAAGUGCAGCUACUGGAAACUCAAUUCAACUUGUCUGUCAUCAUGGCAAUCUCAUCUAUUUGAUAAUGAAGGGACGGUGUUCUUUGCCAUGUUCAUGGGCAUUUGGGUGACCCUGUUCCUCGAGUUCUGGAAGCGGCGACAGGCUCGUCUGGAGUACGAAUGGGACCUUGUUGACUUUGAGGAGGAACAGCAGCAGCUACAGAUCAGGCCAGAGUUUGAGUUAAAGUGCACACACCACAGACCCAACCGCAUCACGCAGGAAAAGGAGCCUUAUCUUCCUUUUGCCAGCAAGUGUGCCCGAUUCUGCCUGUCUGGAGCAACUGUUCUCUUCUGGACUCUUCUGAUUGUGGCCUGUAUAAUGGGAGUGAUCGCUUACAGAUUAGCAGUCUAUGCAGCGUUUGCCAGUCUCAUGAAGGACAGCCCCACCAGUAAGAUCCAGCUGGUUGGCUCUCUCAUCACCCCUCAGCUCGCCACAUCCGUCACCGCUUCCUGCAUCAACUUCGCCAUCAUUCUCAUCCUGAACUUCCUUUAUGAGCAUGUGGCCAUUUGGAUCACUGAUAUGGAAAUUCCCAAGACCCAUUUGGAGUAUGAGAACAAGCUGACUACGAAGAUGUUUAUGUUCCAGUUUGUGAACUACUACUCUUCCUGUUUCUAUGUGGCCUUUUUUAAAGGAAAGUUUGUGGGUCAUCCGGGGAAUUACAGUUAUAUGUUCGGAAAGUGGAGUGGCCUGAGAAAUGAAGAGUGUGCCCCUGGAGGUUGUCUGAUUGAGCUCACCACACAGCUGGUUAUCGUCAUGGCUGGAAAACAAAUGGUUGGGAAUGUCCAAGAGGCUCUGCUGCCACUUCUCAGAAACUGGUGGGGUAGCAGGAAAGGGCGGAAUCAUCCGGAAUCUACAUACAGUCGAUGGGAGCAGGAUCAUGAUCUGCAGAACUUCAGCCAGUUUGGGCUCUUCUAUGAGUAUCUGGAGAUGGUGAUCCAGUUUGGUUUCAUAACACUUUUUGUGGCCUCUUUUCCACUGGCCCCUCUUCUUGCUCUCUUUAACAACAUCCUGGAGGUCCGAGUAGAUGCUUGGAAGUUUACCACACAGUUUCAAAGGCCAGUGGCAGCAAAAGCACGCAACAUUGGAGCCUGGGAGGAAAUUCUUAACGUGGUGGCCAUCUUGUCAGUGGUCACAAAUGCCUUCAUUGUUGCUUUCACUUCGGAUAUGAUUCCUCGUCUGGUGUAUUUGUACACUCGCCCAGGCCAGGCCUCUAUGGAAGGUUACAUUGCCAACAGCCUCUCCUUAUACAACAUCUCUCAGAUCCAUAUUGAUAACCUGCCGGAGCAUGGAGAAAACCCAUCCUGGUAUAACAGCUCUACUAUCACUACAUGCAGGUAUCGGGACUACAGACACCCACCCGGCCAUGAAAAGCAGUACACACACACAAUGCAGUUCUGGCACAUCUUGGCUGCUAAGCUAGCCUUCAUCAUUAUUAUGGAACACGUCGUUUUUGUGGUGAAGUUUUUCGUGGCAUGGCUGAUUCCAGAUGUUCCAUCCGAAGUAAAGGCCCGUAUAAAACGUGAACGCUAUCUGGUUCAGGAAUACUUGCACAACUACGAAGUGGAGAAACUCAAGAUGCAGCUCAGUCAGAGCUACAGCCUGUCCACAGAAACUGCCUCACUGCUGCCCUUGAGUCCAAAUAAACACAAGGUGCUGCCUGAACACGUUUAAAUAGCACUAAGCUCUCAGGACUACUCAAUAUACUCUACUAUGUAAAGCAUGGAGGAAUUAAAUCCUUUUAACCCCUUGAUACAAUUAUUGCUAAGAGGAAAGCUGCCUGCUCUUAACUGCCAGAACUACCCCCCCCCC